AUGGAGGUCGCAGAGAGCACAGAACCCGCCACCGUUGGUGCGCCGACUGGCGCUAGUGAGUCUAUCUUCAAUGGCGAUCAAAAUCUGCUCCUCGAUGAUUCGCUUCUGGAUGAUGAACGCUCCAGUAGUCUGAGCGAGAUCGAUGAUGUUUCAGAACAUAUGCCGUCUGAUUACGAAUCGCCGAAACCAGAGAAAAUUGCGCCAGAAAACGAUUCCGAGGCAGAAACGGAACGCAUCGAUGACUCGCCAAACAACUACCGCCUGAGGACUAAUAUUGUCGUGAGCGCGAGCGGCUAUGGACCUAGUCCGAGCAAGCUGGUGCACUCGACAACCUACGACGAUGCUGAGGAGGACGACGAGCACGCGGCAGACGAGUCACCGAGCAAAUCUCGCUCAAAAAAUGGUCGCGCCGUGGAGAGUGUCGAAGAGCUACCGGAGCUCGAAGACUCCACAUUGUCAUCCGAAAGCGCUGGGAAGAAAAGGAAACGCCCCGAAUCUGGAGAUGAUUUGAUUUCUGAACUUGACGACGAUGACUUCCCGCCCCACAAACGCCGUGGCUCAGUCAAAAGCCUCAAGAGCGAUCUAAGUGAUCCUCCCCCUGAUCUAGCCCUGACUCCCGAACCCAUUGAGGAAAUUUCGAAGGUCAAUGAGGAAGACACCCCGGUUGAUGACCUUCCCGAAUCCGAUCUACCCUCGGCUCCCACGAGAGCUAAAAGAGCAAAGAAAGGCAAGCGGAAAGGGCGCAAAACAAGAGAUGCUGAGGACGAUAUCGACAGCGGCGCCGUUGAAACAGGUGCCGAAGUCGAUGACGCCCCCGCUGACGAUGAUGCGGCCGAUCGUCCGGAAGACGCCGAUGAUGGGGAAGCCACUGCGAAACUUGAGGAAGAAUCAGCUAAAAGAACCUCGGCUAUGGAUUCCCUUGCUAUUCUGGAACGGGAGUUCGCAACCCUUCGUGAUAAGAUAUAUGACGAAAGAAUAUCCAAGCUAAACCGUGAACUGGAUAUGCUUAAUGGACCGAACCCGACACACCCGGAAUUACUGCGACAGCUCGAAUGUGUGAAGCAAUAUCGUGACAACAAGAUCCACUACGAGCACACCCUAUUUCAAUACCGCCUCAAAUCAUUAUUAAAUAAAAGCCAAGCAGAACGCUCUCAGGCACACAGCACGUACUUCCAGCGGGCCCGCGAUAUCCGUGAAAGGCAUUCCAGCAGCAUCAGCAAGCAAUUUUACUCAAUUCAGCACGACCGAUUCAAGACAGAUGAUGUCAGCCCGCAGCACUAUAUUCCCUUCCCGACGCGCCGUUCACAACAAAUCUCACAUCAGACCGCAUACAACCAAGAGGUAUCAGUCCUCGCAGGAGUUUCAAAAUACGUUGGCUUUCCGGCUGCACCAUCACUCUCAGCUGCGCGACCGUCAGAAUUGGAAGAUGACCUGGAAAAGAUGGGCAUCUCUAUUGAACCAAAGGCUCCUGUUUCUCACCACCAGCCCCCAAUGCAAAGGGCUCCUGUAUCAAACACCUCAUCGACCGCCUAUCAACCGUCUGCGGAGGAAGCCUUUCUUGAACAAACCCCAUGGGCCAAUCCCCAACAUCCCAUUCAUCAACACCAGCAUCUAUCACAUAGGGCGCAAAAUCGGAUAUUAGACAGUUCGCGAGCGCCAACCUUUGCCACACCAGCAGGUCAAAUGCGCAUGGUGGAUGUUAAUGCGCCGAAUGGAUCAGCUUCCACGAUUGCAGAGAAUUCAUCCGCCAACAACACACCCUAUGGCGCGGAGCAUGAAAUCCUGGCAACUACUGCAGGAGUAUAUCAUGAUUACGGUGCUGACCGACGUUCUGGAUUCCGGUCACUCAGUUCUUCGCCUCUCGAUGUUCGAAAACCUAAUCCAGCCUCGUAUCUUGACCACCGGCCACCUCAAAGCGCAUCGCGGAACCCGGGUUACUCGCCGCCAUCCUCCCGGCUUGGCCUCUUUGGACCAACUGGGCCGAAACGGGAUACCUCACCAACUUUACCCUCAAAGCCCGUCAAUUCCAUCCAUCAAUCGGCGGCAAUGCUAAGCGGCGCAGGGCAAAACUCAAUGGCCGCUCGAUAG
This is a messenger RNA of Aspergillus calidoustus, 2088 nucleotides long. The record is from the annotation of a GenBank genome assembly. NCBI's taxonomy places the organism in Eukaryota, Fungi, Ascomycota, Eurotiomycetes, Eurotiales, Aspergillaceae.